Molecule: messenger RNA, 2976 nt
Organism: Heterotrigona itama
Lineage: Eukaryota; Metazoa; Arthropoda; Insecta; Hymenoptera; Apidae
Source: the annotation of a GenBank genome assembly
AUGAGAAUCAUCCACGGGUCUGGUUACUCGGACGAUGACAAGAGGGGGUUCAUUAAACUGGUAUAUCAAAACAUUUUCAUGGCCAUGCAGUCCAUGAUCCGGGCGAUGGACCUCCUCAAGAUCCAGUAUGCCGCAUCUUCGAAUAUAGAGAAAGCCGAACUCGUGCGAAGCGUGGACUUCGAAACAGUUACAACGUUUGAAAGUCCAUACGUAGAAGCAAUCAAAGAUUUAUGGGCAGAUAGUGGUAUCCAAGAGUGUUACGACCGUAGGCGAGAAUAUCAGCUCACAGACUCCGCUAAAUCCCUCGCGUAUCAGGUAUUGAGAACACGAUGUUUCAGUUACCUAUUGGAGAUAGAUCGAGUCGCAGCACCAGACUACCUCCCAACAGAACAGGACAUUCUUCGUGUGAGAGUGCCUACUACUGGUAUAAUUGAAUAUCCUUUUGACUUGGAAGAAAUUCGAUUUAGUUAUCUUAGUGACCUAGAACGUAUCGAAAAGCCUGACUUCCUUCCUAGCGAACAAGACAUUCUUCGGGCUCGAGCUCCUACUACUGGCAUUAUAGAAUAUCCGUUUGAUCUGGACUCCAUCAUAUUUAGGAUGGUAGACGUUGGUGGACAGAGAUCAGAAAGAAGGAAGUGGAUUCACUGUUUCGAGAAUGUCACUUCUAUUAUCUUUUUAGUAGCUUUAAGUGAAUAUGAUCAAAUUUUGUUUGAGUCGGAAAAUGAGAAUCGAAUGGAAGAAAGUAAGGCAUUGUUCAAAACAAUUAUUACAUAUCCUUGGUUUCAACAGUCCUCUGUUAUUCUGUUCCUAAACAAGAAAGAUCUGCUCGAAGAGAAGAUUAUGUACUCUCAUCUUGUUGACUAUUUUCCUGAAUAUAAUGGGCCUAAACAGGACUCUGUACCAGCCAGAGAAUUCAUCUUAAAGGUGUAUCUUAGUACGAAUCCCGAUCCUGACCGCAUGUGCUACUCUCAUUUUACGUGUGCAACAGGCCCACAAAGAGAUGCCAUACCUGCUAGAGAAUUCAUUUUACAGAUGUUUGUCGACUUGAAUCCAGAUAUUGAGAAAAUUAUAUAUUCACACUUUACGUGUGCUACAGGUAGGUUGUUAAUAAUUGAUGCUAAUGUGCAUUUGUUUUUGCUUUUUAAUAUUAUGUAUGUUGUGCAAGAUGAUUUGCAUGUUGCCUAUUCUUCAACAGGUGCGUAAUUUUUAUCCUAAUGAUUUACCUUAAGAAAAUCAGUCUAUAUACUGUUGUGUUUAUUAUUAAUUUAAGACAAUGAUUUAAGUAUAUAUUUUUGACAUCAGAUUGAUUUUCUGUCUGAUUUGAUAUUUAAAAUUGAAACUAACAUUGAUACGUGUUUUGUUAUUGCAUGCUGCAAUUAUGGGAUUAAUCAUCAGAUACAGAAAACAUUAAGCUUGUAUUUUGUGCUGUUAAAGAUACAAUUAUGCAAACUGCACUUAAAGAAUUUAAUCUUGCCUAAUGGACAACUUUUUCAUUUAUAUAUGAUAUUUAGAUAACGUGUUUGUUUUAUCGAGGAUGUAUACAGAUUUUUUUAUAAAAUGACUGUUAAUGUUUAACGAAAUGUUGGUAAAUCAAAUAGAAUAAUAUAUAUACUAGUGUAAAAUUUUAAGACUGCCACUCUUUUCUCUGGAAUUAUUUUGACGAAGUAAUCAUAAUAACAAAAUUGUAACUGAAGAAGUAAAGUGUAUUGAAAAAAAAAACUUGAUUUAUUAGUAUUAUGGAUCAAAUAGUUUUUUAGUAAUACUAUUUUAUUUCAAUAGUAAAAGAAAAUAUUUUAAUUUAUUUAGCAAAAUUCGAAAUAAUGGCCAUAAAAUGUAAAUAUAUUUUAAUUAUGCAAAACGGAGUGUAGAAAGACUUAGAUUAGUAUGGCCAAUUUCAUAAUUGUAUUUAAUUUUAAUUUGUAAGUGCCAAUCAUAAAGUUAUGGGAAGGAAUACUAUGCUCUGCACAAAGUUUCAAUGCAUGAAUUAUACAAACCAUAUUUAUUUGCACAUACUGUUUGAUUAUAAUUUAGCAAUUUCUUAAGUUUCUAAAUUUAAUUAAACAAGUUUGAAAAAAGUGCUAAUAAGGAUUGUAUGUAUUCUUUCAACAGUAGAUUUCUUUAACUUAUUAAUUCAUUUAACAAAGCACAGUUAAAUAUACAAAACAUUAAUGUACCGCCCAAAACAAUUAAAAGAUCAUAUUCCAUUCAUUUUGAUUUUAUAACCAGUUCAUGUUUUUGAAUAACAUUUCAAUCUAUCAAGCUUAUAGGAUUUCCUUCUAUCUAUUUGCUUGAUCGAUGUAACAAAAUUCUUCAUAAUAACAUUCUCUAAUUGUUUCAAGCAGUGUAUAUUUCAUGUUUGUGGGAGUGUGGAACUUUAUUCUUUAAUGGCAUGUGAUAAUUAUUAUAUUACAUACAGCUUUCCUUCCUUUUAUAUAUACUUUUGUAAAACUUCUGCAAUUAAUUGUAUCUUCUAUAAUUUGUUACUUUCAAAAUCAUCAUUUGUUAAUGAUAAGGAUUAUAGAAAUUGUUAAAAAUGUAUGUGCUUCAGUUAUUUAAUUUAAAUAUAUCAUUAUGCAAUAUAAUUAAUUUGUUUAAUGAUUCCUACAAUAUGAAUUAUGUAUUAUAUAUGCGUUGGUGUUUUUUAUGAAUUUUUAUAAAAAAAUAAAAAUUGCACGUCGCAUGUGUCAAUUCUAAACUUAUCCUCAUCUUUUACUCCCUGGUAAGUUUACUUAUAUAUUCUUCAAUGGAAAAUAGUAAUUAUUAAAAGUUUUAACAUUUCUAAAAAAUUUUUAAUGGCUACUAAUGGCUUUUUGCUCAAUUAACUCAAUAACUAUAUUAUUGUUGUGUUCAACUUCGUAAGUUAUAAAUGUUUACACUUUUUUUUCUCUUACAGAUACAGAAAACAUCAGAUUUGUAUUUGCAGCAGUGAAAGACACUAUUCUACAGUUAAACUUAAAAGAAUAUAAUCUGGUUUAG